Molecule: messenger RNA, 2015 nt
Organism: Geodia barretti
Lineage: Eukaryota; Metazoa; Porifera; Demospongiae; Tetractinellida; Geodiidae
Source: the annotation of a GenBank genome assembly
GAUGUCGCACGCAUCACGCAUGCGCAAUGGCCCCGGCCUAUAUAUCACGUGAUCCCCUAGCAACAAAAACGCCGCGUUCCCGCGAGGUUGCCGGGAGUUUUACGAGACCGUGGUCUCUGGCGCCGAGGAGUGCAUCACUGCGAGAAACGAUCGAUAUCCUUUACUAGGAAGCUGUGGGCGAAGCGGGAGCGUCAUGAGCGCGGCGGCGACCCUUGGCCUGAAGAUGCAGGUCUCUCCGGACACCUGGAAAGGCGCAAGUGCCCACAACAUGAAGCUGAGCCAGGCAAUCAUCGCUCGCUGCGACCAGGGAAUGAGGAUCAGCCGCCGGACGGACCCGCUCCCGCUGCUGAGAGACGCGUGUAUCAGGGAGUCCAACGACCGGAUCCACGCCUACGUGCGUGCCACGAGAGCCGUUGUUGUUCAGCUCCGACAGAAACUGGUGGCCACGAACGAGGAGAUCAAGGCGCUCACUCGAGGGAAAGAGGCACUGGAGAGAUCUCUAGAACACACGCGGAAGGACCUGGCCCUGAGCCGCCAGUCUGUCGAACUCCGCGGCCUCAGACCGUCAAGAGAAAAGGAGCCUGAUGCAGCGGACCUGUGCCUCCUAGAGGAGCAAGCGCACCUGCUGUCGUCCAAGCGGUCGCUGGAGGUUCAGCUGAGCAAGGCCCAGCAGCAGCUGCAGGUGCUGAGUCUGACCCGAGCGCGUCUCGCCGCCGUCCUGCAAGAGAGGUCGAGGGUCACAGACCUCCUGUGCCACUCCAUGAGCUCCACGGUAGCCGUCUCCCACUUCUCCUCCUCCUCGUCCCAGAUCUUUGACCGCCAGAGAAAGGUUGGAUUUCUGCCUCAGUCUCUGGUGCCUGGAAACGAAAGACUGCAGCGCUCAAAGAGUGCGCAGGGGUCGUAUGGGGUACAGAGGUCAAAGUCACACUCUGCCCCGGCUCCACUCCAUUUGUCUGUCAUACGAGAGGAGACUGAGGGACACAGAGGGAGCCUCGGGCCAAAAGAAUUUGAAGAAAAACAAACCUAUCUUGAUCCGUACGAGACGUUUUCCCCCGAGUCGCGAGACUCGGUUCAGCUGGCGUCGGAGGCCAUUCUGAAGUCCCAGGAGAUCAGGAGGGAGCUGCGGGCUGCCGUAGACAACAAGAAACUCCUCCAAGUAUCCGCUCACAACACCGUCAACGAAGGACUCACCAGAAAACUGGCUGAAACUAUCACCAUCACGCAACAUCUGCAGGUGAAUGCCGGCCAGACGAGUUUGGCCGUGCACAGAGCUCGACGGUGCCUCGAGACCCAGGAGAAAGGACACGGUUACUUACUGGGUCCGGAGUCCAUCGCCAAUCUCACCACUAGAGAGAGGCUGGACAGACCGCUGGUGAAGGUCUACCAACGGCACCCCAGCACAGAGCUGCCAGAAGCAGCACACUUUGCACAGGCCAGCGCUGCUUAUACAGAGAGUCUGCAGGCCACACGAAAGAACGUCAUGCUCCUCCGACUCGCCCAAAAGGGACUCCAGGCGGACAUCAGGGACAAGAAAACGGCGGCCGAGGUUGAUUCGGGGAUCGUCCGUCUUCGUCGCCAGAAGGCCAGUCACAGGUGGGUUCUGGACGGCCAGUCUUCGUCGGUCAAGAGGGCAGUCAAGCUGUACAGCAGAAGAACAAGCUCGGCCCCAGCAGCCCCGUCUGCCAACGGUGCCGUGUCCGUGAGGGAAUCUAUUCAAAAAGAGAGGUGGUGGAAGGCGAGCAACCACAGCAGGUCCACCGACUAACCACCACUGAUUACUACUUUCGUUUUUCUGAGUGCAUUCAUUUUCGAUUUGUACUCUGAUUGGUUUCAUAUAACGUGGCACAAGACUUCACUAGUUUUUUUAUUUUAUUUUCCACUGUCAUGUAUUGUAGGCAUAGUUAAAAGGUGAAAGUGGCUCUAAGCCACAGCACAGUUUUCAGGAGACUUUUAGUCUUUGUAUCGAUUUCCACUCACUCUAUUGUGACGAUUGCAUAUACUCUUUAUGGUCUAAU